Molecule: messenger RNA, 1074 nt
Organism: Paramuricea clavata
Lineage: Eukaryota; Metazoa; Cnidaria; Anthozoa; Malacalcyonacea; Plexauridae
Source: the annotation of a GenBank genome assembly
AUGGGCGAGACAAGUAAGGCAGGACGUGUUUAUGAGCGUGGAAAAGCAAUUGGUCAUGAUUUAAGACAGAAAAUAAUCCAAGAUAUUGUUGAAAAGGGAGGAGACUUUGUUACAGGGUUCUUUGACGGAAAUUUUAAAGAAAUUGCCCUCAUGAACCGAAUAAAAUACGACACCGUUAGAAAGAUUUGGAAACAGUUCUGCGAAACUGGUAACAUUCGUUUCGAAAGUCGAGCAAGUGGCAGUAAACAUCUACAACAGGACGAUAUCGACUUCAUACGAUUUCUGAAGACCCACCGUCCAUCUAUGAGCACAGGUGAACUUUACAAACAUUUAAAUGAGUUCGGUAACGUUGUUGGUGGAACAAGUUACUCAGGAGUAAGACGAGCUCUAAAAUAUCACAUGGACGAUGGCGAAUGGAGUUGGAAGAGACUCACAUAUUCCGUUCAAGAAAAGUUUACUGCCGCCAACCUGACCUAUUGUCAAGAAUUUGUAAAUUAUGUCCACACGAUUGAUCCUCACAGAUUGAAGUAUUUUGAUGAAUCAGGAAUUAAACUUCCAGAUGUUGGGAGGCCGAAUUAUGGCCACUCGCUAAUAGGAACUCCAGCCGUUGAGAUUUCUCGAAACAUGCAUUCGCCUAAUAUUACACUUAACUUGAUGUGCGGAUUGGAUGGUAUUAUUUAUGCGAACACCGUAGAUGGUGCAAGCAAUCAUUUAAGUUUCCUUAAUUUCUUUGAAGAAUCUGCAAAUGUAUUUCUUCCCGAUGGAAGACCACCUUACACGUACGGUGACCAUGUGAUAAUGGACAACGCAGCAAUUCAUCAUUAUCGAGCGGGCCAAGCACUGGGAGAAUGGUUGGACGACAUAGGAUGUGUUCUUUUGUAUUUACCGACAUAUUCGCCAGAAUUUAACCCAGCUGAAAACGUAUUUAAUAAGCUGAAAACAAUUCUAAGGCGAUUUGAGUACAGAGAACUGUUGCGGGACAGUCUUCAUGUGGCUGUACACCAAGCUCUACAAGAAAUUGAUAUGAAUGAUAUGAGAGGAUUUUUUAAGUUCACUGGAUACAUUAAUGUUUAA